This is a messenger RNA of Ornithorhynchus anatinus (platypus), 3156 nucleotides long. RefSeq names its product TNF receptor associated factor 1 (gene TRAF1). Bases 411 to 2090 code for a protein of 559 amino acids. Gene Ontology annotation, cellular component: cytoplasmic side of plasma membrane; plasma membrane signaling receptor complex. Gene Ontology annotation, biological process: protein K63-linked ubiquitination; regulation of canonical NF-kappaB signal transduction; positive regulation of JNK cascade. The record is from RefSeq and is a predicted model, not a curated record. The transcript is spliced from 11 exons. NCBI's taxonomy places the organism in Eukaryota, Metazoa, Chordata, Mammalia, Monotremata, Ornithorhynchidae. Gene Ontology annotation, molecular function: zinc ion binding; ubiquitin protein ligase binding; tumor necrosis factor receptor binding.
UCCUCCCCGUUUUCUCCCCCACGGGCAGCCGGUCCUCGGGCCGAGCCAGCUGUCGGGGCUCCGUCCCUGUUUUCCCCCGGGAGACGCUCCCUCCUGUCCAGCCCGGUCCAGCCCCGUCCUGCUCAGGACAAUUGGAAUUUUACUCUAUUGAUUCACCAUUCAGGGGAAUUUUGCACUCUGCGUUGUAAUUUCUCACCUCAUACCUACUCAAACCCCACCAUGACAUUUAAUCAUGCAUAUCAGAUGGUGACUUAAAGACUCCAGUAUGUCCCCACACUCAUAAGAAAUUCGGCUGUGCACUUCAGUCUCGGAGACCUCAUUCACACCAGAGUCGUCAGCUGUCCACUCCCUUCUCCAGCCUGUGUGUCAGUGGGGUUGUGCGGGGAGCCUGCUUUCUCCAGUACCUACACAUGGCAGCAAGCCUGGACAGACUGAGCCCUAGCGAAGCUUUUUCAGCCCCCGAUGAGAAUGAGUUCCCCUUUGGAUACCCAGCCCACAUCUGCCAGGACUCUCCACCAUCCAAGUACCUGUGCUGCAGUUGCCAAAAUGUGCUGAGGAGGGCUCAGCAGACGCUGUGUGGACACCGCUACUGUGCCGCCUGCCUCUCCUGGAUCGUCAGAAGCAGCAAAAAUCCAAUGUGUCAGAAAUGCAAGGAGGAGGAUCCGCAGGUAGUAAGCGAAGAAAGCUUAUUAACAGAAGAAAAGGCUUUUAGUGAUGCCGCUAUUAACAAGGAGAUUUCUGAACUGAAUGUGCACUGUGUGACUCCGGGAUGCAGCUGGACUGGUCUCAUGAAAAAUUUUGAGGACCACCAGGCAGAGUGUGACUGUGCCUUGAUCCCCUGUCAUGCUGGCUGUGGUCUCAUGAUCAUGAGGAAGAAGCUGCCUGAUCAUUUGGAAAAUGGAUGUGCUAAGAGCCCAACGACAUGUCUGAAAUGUAAACAGACAUUUUGCAGCAUGGAGUACCAAAAACACGUGUGCCAAAGCAGCUCAUGUAAGGACCCUAUGGAAACCAGUACAGAAACAGGCCCCGAAGACAAGCCUGGCUCCACAGCAUCCAGGAUCCAGGACGGGUGUCCCUUCUCGGUGAUCGGCUGCUCCUUUAUGCACGGCAGCAGGGAGAAGGUGAAGGAACACGAGACAUCUUCCAUGGACAUGCAUCUGGGGCUGCUGCUGCAGGCUGUCAGCCAAACAAAGGCCAACCAAGGAGGAAAGUUCCAGGCCUCCCCACAUCUCCCUGCCUCUGAGCGGAAGGUGAAGCACGUGGAGAGAAGCUUGUCGGACCUACAGAUCCAGGGGGCCGUGGAAGUCAACGGGGAUCUGGAGGUAGACUGUUUCCACAUGAUUUCGUCUGACUGCGAGGAAGAGUUGGCCCUGCAGAGGUUCAUGCGGGAGAAGCUGAUCUCUGAUCUGGAGGAGAAGCUGCAUGUAUUUGAGAACAUCGUCGCCGUCCUCAACAAGGAGGUGGAGUCGUCUAACAUGGCCAUCGCGGCCUCCAUCCACCAGAGCAACCUGGAUCGGGACAUGAUCUUAAGACUAGAACAGAGGGUGUUGGACUUGCACCAGACCCUGGCCCAGAAAGACCUCGCCCUGGCCAGGCUGAAGCAGAGCCUGCAGUUCUCCGAGCUGGCUUCAUACGACGGCAUCUACUUAUGGAAAAUCACUGACUUCUCCAGGAAGUGUCAUGAAUCUCUAUGCGGCCGGACGACCAGUUUGUUCUCCCCAGUCUUCUAUACUGCAAGGUAUGGCUACAAGGUAUGCCUGAGGGUCUAUCUGAAUGGAGAUGGCACAGGCAAGGGGACACACAUCUCACUGUUCUUUGUGAUCAUGAAAGGGGAGUACGAUUCCCUGCUGCAGUGGCCGUUUCGCAAUAAGGUGACGUUCAUGCUGCUCGACCAAAACAACAGGGAGCAUGUGAUCGACGCUUUCCGCCCGGACCUGAACUCGGCCUCGUUUCAGAAGCCACAGGGCGAAAUGAACGUGGCCAGUGGCUGCCCCAUGUUCUUCCCGCUGAAUAAGCUGCAGUCGCCCAAGCAUGCCUACGUGAAAGAUGAUACCCUCUUCCUCAAGUGUAUUAUUGAAACCAACUCAUAGGCCCCAGAGCCUGGGCUCUGAUGAGCACGGAAGGCGGGUCAGAGCAGAGCAGUGUUCCUGGCCUCAUUCUCCUCUCAAACCUUUGGCGAAGUAGUUUCAUGCCCUAGAUGCUGGCCAGCUGCCUCCGGACUCAGAGUCUGGUUGGGAAUUUUGUGGUGUCUCUGUUGCUCUGCAAAUUGUGGCCUCAAAAUCUACUUUUUAUUUAUCUUGGUUGUCAGGCAAAUUGCACCGAACUUCUCUUCCAGUUAGCCAACCAGGUGAUGUAUUGGUUCUGAGAAGCCGGCAGGACAACCCUGUCUUUUUCAGCCAGCUCCCCCAAUUCCCUGCAUGAUGUUCCCUUUGGCACCCAACUUACUCUCUCUUCACCACUGGCAUCUUUUCUUUAUCUUCACAGUAACUCCCAACCCUUGGUGACAACUUUGCCUGUAUUCUGACCUUUUUCCUGUCUCCUUCCAAUCUACCAUCCUUAUCCUGACUCCUCACCUAUCCUUCCCCUAUGGCCAGGCCAGAGAACUCUCAGGAAUCCCCAGUCCUCUCUCAUUCAGAAACAUGACUCAAUUGCACCUUCUGAUUUGAUGAUAUUUCAGACAUGUAUAGCUGUGACCUUAUUUUAGACAAAGGGAAAGAGGUACUAGAGUAUCCCACUAUCUCAUUCAUUCAUAUUUAUUGUAUGAAUCGUAUUUAUUGAGCACUUACUGUGUGCAGAGCACUGUACUAAGCACUUGGAAUGUACAAUUCGGCAACAGAUAGAGACAAUCUCCUGCAUUUCCAACUUUCCUCCUUUUCAUGAAAAAUCUCUGGAGUACUGCGCUCUGGUACUUUCUUCCACUCACACUGAGAAUCCAGAGAUGCCCAUCAUCAGCAGAUUCAAUUUGCCUGUCACCGUUUCUUCCAUACCCUUCAAAAGAGUGUGCCAUAUGCAAUCCUUAUGCAGUUAUUUAGGGCCAGGUCCAGUAGACUAUCCCAUGUUAUUUAUUUAACUUUUCUAUUUUGUUCAUUGUCGGUGUCCGAGUCACUGGGGAAAAAAAACAUUUUUUUUAUAUGAGUAAAGAAUUAUUUUCUCAAA